UGGGGUUCGCUUGGAAGCUGAUCGAAGGCCGGAGCUGCUUCUUGCAAUGAGCUGUUUAACUAAAGGAAGCCCUGAUGCUUUUCUUGUGUGUAAUGGGUAUAAAGACGACGAGUAUGUUUCUCUUGCUUUGAUGGGUAGGAGGCUAAAUCUGAAUACUGUUAUCGUUUUGGAGCGGGAGGAGGAGCUUGAUGUAGUGAUUGAGACGAGCAGGAAGCUUGGCGUUCGACCCGUUAUCGGUGUCCGCGCAAAGCUCCGAACGAAGCAUUCCGGCCAUUUCGGAUCAACCUCCGGUGACAAAGGCAAAUUUGGGCUUGCAACCGCUCAAAUCCUCUCUGUUGUUAGGAAACUUGAGAGCCAUCAAAUGCUUGAUUGCCUCCAACUCUUGCAUUUUCAUAUCGGGUCGCAAAUCCCGUCCACUGCUUUGUUAUCCGACGGCGUGGGCGAGGCUGCUCAAAUCUACUGCGAGCUUGUGAAGCUUGGCGCCUCGCUGCGUGUGAUAGACAUUGGAGGUGGUCUUGGCGUCGAUUAUGAUGGGUCGCAUUCCGGAGGCUCCGACAUGUCAGUUGGGUACGGCCUCGACGAGUAUGCGGAUGCAGUGGUUCGCACUGUUCAGUUUGCUUGUGAUGGGAAGAAUGUUCGUCAUCCGAUAAUCUGCAGCGAGAGUGGCAGAGCUCUGGUUUCACACCACUCUGUGCUCGUCUUUGAAGCAAUUUCGUCGAACGCCAACGAGCCGUCCCCACCUGAUCCUAAUCUCGCUCAUCUUCUGGACAUGUUAGCAGGCGAAGCCCGAAUCCUGCCGGAAUCUCGGAAUCUGAUGGGCGCCGCAACGCAUGGAGAGCAUGAAGCCUGCCUUGGUUUCGCUGACCAGCUGAAGCGCCGGUGCGUCGAUCAGUUCAAAGACGGGUUGCUCGGCCUCGAACACCUCGCAGCAGUGGACACGCUCUGCGAUCUAGUAUCAAGAGAGAUCGGAGCGGGCCAUUCCGUCCACACUUACAACAUCAAUCUCUCCAUCUUCACGUCCGUACCCGAUUUCUGGGCAAUCGGCCAGCUCUUUCCAAUCAUCCCCAUCCAUCGCCUCGACCAGAAACCUGUCAUAAACGGAGUCCUCUCCGACCUCACCUGUGACAGUGACGGCAAGAUCGACAAAUUCAUCAGGAGACGAGGCGGCACAGGCCUCCCAUUGCACCCGAAUUCAGCCGGAGCCGCGGCCGGUUACUAUUUGGGCAUGUUGGUGGCGGUGGGGGCAGGCGGCUUAUCACAGAGGCGCUCACGGGGAGGAUGCCAAUUUGUUCCCAGCGUCGUGCGCGUGUCGCAGAGCGAGGGGCCGUGCAGCUUCGCGGUCACGCGGGCGGUAGCUGGCCCGUCGUGCGCUGAUGUGCUGCGUGCGAUGCAGCACGAGCCCGAGAUUAUGUUGGAGGCGCUCAAACGGCGUGCGGAGGACUAUGAUGGAGAUGGUGGUGCUGUGGCUCUCAGACUCUCAUGGGCGUUUGAUGCGAUGCCUUAUCUUGAUUAUGCUGCUGAUGGUGUUGGUGAUGGUCGCGGCGAUGAUGACCAACAGUGGGAGUUUAUGCGUUGCUUGAGCGUUUGAGAGGCGAUGACCAACAGUGGUCGUCGGAAUGGCUUCUUUUUCUUUAUUUUCAUUUUCUUUUUAACCGUUUAAGUUCAGAUGUUAUCAGCACUUCAGAGGAGCCUCCUCUCUGUGAUCUUCUCUACAGAAAGGGUUAUGUAGAUAUUUGUACCUCAAAUCAUGAAAUUGCUCAUUAGUCCCUUAAAUCCUA
Asparagus officinalis (garden asparagus) is the source of this 1778-nucleotide messenger RNA. Its product is annotated as arginine decarboxylase 1-like. Gene Ontology annotation, biological process: L-arginine catabolic process; spermidine biosynthetic process. Gene Ontology annotation, molecular function: arginine decarboxylase activity. The record is from RefSeq and is a predicted model, not a curated record. NCBI's taxonomy places the organism in Eukaryota, Viridiplantae, Streptophyta, Magnoliopsida, Asparagales, Asparagaceae.